CAGACCCCUCUCACCUGCGGAACGCACAGGUGCCUGCACGCAGCAUGGCGGCCGGGCCGGGCCUUAGCAAACUACGGGAAAAGGCAGGACUCCAGGCUUGGCCCCGUCCGCCGUGUUAGAGGCCGGAGGUGCAGAGGCUCGCCUCCUGCCCCUGGCCCCCGACCGCCCUCCGCGCCCAGCCCAGAGCAGGGUGCACGUGUGUCUUUAAGGGGCGGGGCCUACUGGAAAUAGGCAUGGUGCGUCAUCAUCCUGCGCCUGGGACCUCCAUCCCCACGUGGAUUCGCCGGAGAAACCCGGGUCUGGGCGUCAUGGCUGCUACCGAGAGUGGGAAGGCGGCCGGAGUGGAGGCCUUGCAGCCCCAAAAGCGCUACUAUCGGCAGCGAGCUCACUCCAACCCCAUGGCGGACCAUACGCUGCGCUACCCUGUGAAGCCAGAGGAGAUGGACUGGUCUGAGCUCUACCCAGAGUUCUUCGCUCCACUCACUCAAAAUCAAAGCCAUGAUGACCCAAAAGAUGAGAAAGAAAAGAGCACUCGGGCCCAAGUGGAGUUUGCAGACAUAGGCUGUGGCUAUGGUGGCCUGUUAGUGGAGCUGUCUCCACUCUUCCCAGACACUCUGAUGCUGGGUCUGGAGAUCCGGGUGAAGGUCUCUGACUAUGUACAAGAUCGGAUCCGGGCCUUGCGUGCAGCUCCCGGAGGAGGUUUCCAGAACAUUGCCUGUCUCCGCAGCAAUGCCAUGAAGCACCUUCCGAACUUCUUCCACAAGGGCCAGCUGACAAAGAUGUUCUUCCUCUUCCCUGACCCACAUUUCAAACGCACAAAGCACAAGUGGCGAAUCAUCAGCCCCACACUGCUGGCAGAAUAUGCCUACGUGCUGAGAGUCGGGGGACUGGUGUAUACCAUAACUGACGUGCUGGAGCUUCACCACUGGAUGUGUACCCAUUUUGAGGGACACCCCUUGUUUGAGCGUGUGCCCCUGGAGGAGCUGAGUGAAGACCCCAUCGUGGGACAUCUAGGCACAUCAACCGAGGAGGGAAAGAAAGUUCUACGCAAUGGAGGGAAGAAUUUCCCAGCCAUCUUCCGGAGAGUGCAGGACCCCAUCCUCCAGGGACUGAACCCCGAUCCCACCCUGCCUGCGCACUGACUGCCUUCCCUGCUGGCCCCCAUCUUCCCAGGACUGGAAAGAAGAUCAGGCCUCCUGGGCCUUCCCAGCUGAGCCUGAGAGAGACAGCAACCUCUCAGAGAAGUUGGGGGGCAGCCGAGGGCAGAGCCCUGCUGUUUACAACUGCCCCAACUCCUCUCGUCUGCUUGUCCCUCCACUGCCAGCAGAGAGCAAAAGGAGCUGACUGGAAAGGUCAAAGGACCUUGGACCAGAGGGGAUGGGGGGGUCCUUGCUCUCUUUUAGCACUCCCCCUGUGGGAUGCAGUGUUCCACUUUCUAAACUGCCUGCUAGGCGCAAAUCCCCUGCCCACUAGUGUUUGCUUUGCAGUGCUGGGGAUAGCGUGAGUGUGUGUUCACGUGCCCAGGCUGUUGUUUCUCAGGAGUGGGUAUCACGUGCCUUCCCCAGCCCCCAGCCCGCCCCACCUAAGACUUGACCCCGGGGGAAAUCUGUGCUCCCUCUGCUGCUGCUCUCCCUGGAGAGUCCCUGGGAGGGUAGGGGAUGGAGACCCUCGCCUUGUCCAUAUUGGUCAUCGAUUCCAACACUUCAGAGCUGACCAACUGGCACAGAGCCUGGUAGGGGUGGGGAGGCAAGGAGCCAAGAGCUGAACUGGAGGAUUCUGAGGCUGAAGGCAGAAAGGGGCUACCACCCAGGAAGCCCCCCAGAGGGAACUGCGGCCCCUGGGCACUCGGAGCGCUCAGCCCUGGCCCCACCCAGCAGCCCCCAGAAAUCUCUGACUUUUCUAAUGUGCAAAGAAGUUCCUUUAUUUCUGCUCCUCAAGCCCCAGAUUCCCGUGACUGGAAGGAGGGGUUUGUUGACCUUCAAGACACCCCUACCCCCCCACCAAGAAUAAAAUAAAGAUGAAGGUGCCUGGAGCCAUUUUAACCCAUUAA
Molecule: messenger RNA, 2050 nt
Organism: Oryctolagus cuniculus (rabbit)
Lineage: Eukaryota; Metazoa; Chordata; Mammalia; Lagomorpha; Leporidae
Gene: METTL1
Product: methyltransferase 1, tRNA methylguanosine
Biological process (GO): RNA (guanine-N7)-methylation; tRNA methylation
Cellular component (GO): tRNA methyltransferase complex
Molecular function (GO): tRNA (guanine(46)-N7)-methyltransferase activity
Source: RefSeq, a predicted model, not a curated record